GGGCGGCCCCGGGCCGGCCCCUUUGUUCGCGCGGGCUGCGGGGCCCGGCCGUGCGCCCGCAGGCGGCGGCGCCCGGGAGGAGGGAGGGAGGCGGCCGCGCCGCCGGCCCCGGCAUCCUCCUCCUCCUCCUCCUCCUCCUCCUCCGCCUGCGCCAAUCGGGCCGCCCGCCCAGCUCCCUCCUUCCCUUCCCGGCUCAGCUCGGCUCCGCCGCGGCCGCGCAGGGAGUGGCUCGGCGGCCGCCCGCCCGCGCGCAGCCUGCGGCAGCUCCCGCUCCGCGCCGCGGCGGGCUGCAGAGGGUCUGUGAUAAUGGAAGAGGUCCAUCAUCGAGAAGCCUGAAUGGUGAUACCAUGACAGGCCUUUGAGACACUGGCAAUACGAGUCUGACAGGAGACAGCAAACAUGCUGAAGCCAAGUGGACUUAAAAUCCCCGGCAGGGCUGGGAAGCACUCCAGCCCAGUGGGACGGGCAUCAGGGACCACUGCAGCUGCCGUCACCACUGGUUCAAAAGAAGGCUCACCUUUACACAAGCAGGGUACCACCUCCACCGCCAGCGCCGAGAAGUCGGGUUCAAAGGUUGCCGAGGUGGGCGAUGAUUUCCUGGGAGACUUUGUGGUGGGCGAACGUGUCUGGGUAAAUGGAGUGAAGCCAGGUGUGAUCCAGUAUCUUGGGGAGACGCAGUUUGCUCCGGGCCAGUGGGCAGGGGUCGUUCUGGAUGACCCGGUGGGUAAGAAUGACGGCUCUGUCGGUGGAGUACGUUACUUUGAAUGCCAGCCGCUGCAGGGGAUUUUUACACGACCAUCCAAGCUGACGCGGCAGCCGGUGGCUGAGGGCUCAGGGAGCGACGCCCCCUCCGUGGACUCCCUGACAGCUCAGAACUUGUCACUGCACUCGGGGACGGCCACGCCACCUCUUUCCACUCGUGUCAUCCCCCUGAGGGAGAGCGUCCUGAACAGCGCCAUGAAGACGGGCAACGAGUCUGGAUCUAACCUCUCGGACAGUGGGUCUGUGAAAAAAGGGGAGAAGGACUUACGGCUUGGAGAUCGUGUGCUGGUUGGUGGGACAAAGACAGGAGUUGUGCGCUACGUGGGAGAGACGGAUUUUGCCAAAGGAGAGUGGUGUGGUGUGGAGCUGGAUGAACCCCUGGGGAAGAACGACGGGGCGGUUGCUGGUACAAGGUAUUUUCAGUGCCCUCCCAAGUUUGGCCUCUUUGCUCCCAUCCACAAGGUGAUCCGGAUUGGGUUCCCCUCAACCAGCCCCGCCAAGGCAAAGAAGAGCAAACGAAUGGCCAUGGGAGUGUCUGCCUUAACCCACAGCCCCAGCAGCUCCUCCAUCAGCUCCGUCAGCUCGGUGGCAUCGUCUGUUGGGGGCAGGCCCAGCCGCAGUGGGCUGCUGACAGAGACUUCUUCUCGAUAUGCCCGAAAAAUCUCUGGCACCACAGCUCUCCAAGAGGCACUGAAGGAGAAGCAGCAGCACAUCGAACAACUACUGGCAGAGCGUGACCUGGAGCGGGCCGAGGUUGCCAAAGCCACCAGCCACAUCUGUGAGGUGGAGAAAGAGAUUACCAUCAUGAAGGCCCAGCACGAGCAGUAUGUCACAGAGGCAGAAGGAAACCUCCAGCGAGCACGAGCCCUGGUGGAUGGGAUGCAGAAGGAGAAGAUUGAACUGUUGAACCAGCUGGAAGAGGAGAAGAGGAAAGUGGAGGACUUGCAGUUCCGUGUGGAGGAAGAAUCCAUCACAAAGGGGGAUCUGGAGACUCAGACGCAGUUGGAGCAUGCCCGAAUACGGGAGCUCGAGCAGAGCCUGCUGUUUGAGAAGGCACAGGCUGAAAAACUCCUCAGAGAAUUAGAGGACACCAGGUUAACCACAGUAGCGGAGAAGUCCAGAAUCCUGCAGCUGGAGGAGGAGCUGAGCCUCAGACGCAGCGAGGUGGAUGAGCUUCGGCAGUGCCUCAGGAGCUCUCACCAAGCAGAGACGCCUGAGCAUAACCUUGGCUUGCAGUCAGAGGCUCUUCGUCUACGAGAUCAAUUGCUGUCUGCCAACAAGGAGCAUCAGAAGGAGAGCAGCCAACUAAAGGAGAAGUACGAGAAGACAUUAAAGAAGUACCAGCAGGAGCUGGAGAAGCUGAAAGCUGUCAAUGAGAAGUAUUCUCAGGAAAUCGUUGACCUAAAGCAUAAAGUUCAGCAAGCCACUAAUGAGAACAUGGGGCUUAUGGACAACUGGAAGUCCAAGUUGGACACGUUAGCUUCUGACCACCAGAAGUCUCUGGAGGACCUCAAAGCCACAUUGAGCACAGGCCCCGACACCCAGCACAAGGAGAUUGUGGAACUGAAGGCAGUGGUGGAGAGUAUAAAGAUGGAGCACCAGCUUGAGUUGGAGAACCUGAAAGCAAAGCAUGACAUUGAGACAGCUGUUCAUAUAAAGGAAAAAGAGAGCCUCAAACUGAAGUUGCAGGAGGCUGUGGAUGAAGCAGAAAAAAGCAACAGCAACUGGAAAAUGCAACUGGAAACCAAAAGCAAUCAGCACCUUCUUGAGCUCCAAGAUGUGAAGGACAAGUGUCGAGAUGCUGAGCUGAGGGUGCAUGAACUGGAGAAACUUCACAGUGAAUAUAAAGAUCAGACACAAGCAAUAGCUUUCUUAAAAGAGCAGAUAUCUUUGGCUGAGAAGAAGAUGUUGGACUAUGAGACGCUGCAGAAAACAGAAGCCCAGAGCAAACAGGAGAUCCACAGAUUGCAGGAAAAAGUGCUUGUCUUAGAGAACAAGCUGCAGUCCAUGGAGGCCCUGCAUCCUUCUCAGCAUGCAAAUAUGAUUGAAACUAACGAUAUUUCAGAAGAAAAGAUAAAGAUGAAGCAGACUAUGGAAGACCUCCAAGACAAGCUGAGUAAAAGAGGCAAAGAAGUGUCAUCACUGGUGUCUCAGACUGAAACUCUAAGGGCCCAAGUAAGUGCUUUGGAAAAUAAAUGCAAAACGGCAGAAAAGAAGGCCGAUUUGGUCUUAAAAGAAAAGAAGAGGCUGGAAGGUGAACUGGAAGCCUUGACCAAGAAAACACACGAUGCUUCAGGGCAACUGGUCAUGAUUAGCCAGGAGCUACUCAAGAAAGAAAGGAGCCUGAACGAGCUGAGGGUGUUGUUACUGGAGGCGAACCGGCAUUCGCCUGGGCCAGAGCGAGACCUGAGCCGGGAGGUGCACAAAGCUGAGUGGCGGCUGAAGGAGCAGAAGCUCAAAGAUGACAUCAAGGGGCUGCGAGAGAAACUGGUGGUGCUGGACAAGGAAAGAUCGGUAACAGAUCAGCGGCGAUACUCCCUGAUUGACCCCUCGUCAGAGUCAGAAGUGAUCCGGCUGCAGCACCGGCUCGUCAGCACAGAGGACGUGCUGCGCAAUGCCCUGGAGCAGGGCCACCAGAUGGAGAAGCUCAUGGAAGCCAUGAGGCUCUCCUCCGAGAAAACACAGACUGUUGGAAAUUCUGGGUCUGCUAACGGGAUUCACCAGCAGGAUAAAUCCCACAAGCAAGAGGAGAAGCUCUGAUAGAGAAGAGGUGAAGAGGAUCGUUUCACACCAGUAUCAGCUCCUGUGCAGUGUCAGGAAAAACGAUACCCCAUCUGGCUUUAGCACCUCCAAAAGACUAGACACAGUAUUUUCACCUUAAAGCAGGACAAUGUUUAUAAUAUACUAACUGAUGUAAUCAGGACAAUCCUAGAGUCCAGUUUUCCAAGACAGACAUUGUUCCAGGAGGGAGCAGAAAGAUCUCUCUGGGUUUGGUUUCUUACCUGUAUUGGUUUCGACUGUGGAAUUUGUAUUGCUUGAGCUGUCCUUCUCCCACCAGCUGAUGCGGUCUGGAUGACAGCUGCCCUGACUGGUGGCUGAAGUGUCAGCGAGUCCCAGUAACCCCACGGGAACUGCAGAGGGAUUUGCUGUGGUGUUCAACAACAAAGCGUGUGCCCAGAGGCUGCGCGCUUCCCACAUGGUCUGUCCCUUCCCUUCCACCCACCCCAGUGUCUUGAAGACCUGCACAAGCGAGUGGAACCUGCUGGGCUGACUGUUCACGCUGGCACACGUAGGCUGAGGAAGAUGGGGUGUGGGGACAUGUUUCCCUCCUCGCCUUGUAGAUGAUGUUGCUGGUCUAGAGCAUGGAGGCUGCACUUAGUACUUGUAUCAUAGCAUGUCAUGGGAAAUAAUCUGAUUUCCAAGGGAUAUUUAUUUUGUUUCUCACUCGUUGCUGUUUGGGGAAGGAGCUGUGGUGGCUCUGAGUUUGGGGACAGGCACACCUUGCUCAGGUGUGGUUGGCCUUUCUUCCUGCAGAGAGAUCGCUGAGCAGGCCUGCCGAUGCCCUGGGCCACAGCCAGGGUGGUUCCUCUUUGAGCACAGGACUCCACAGGUGGCUGGAUCUCAGUAUCACCAGCCUGAGAGCUCCAUGGUGGCUGCAGUCAGUGUGGGACAGAUACCUUGAGGAAAUGGUUCCCUCCUUGCCUGUUUAAUGGCUACUCAGGGAUUGCCUGGGCAUUCUCCAGUGCUGUCCUUGGCUCUUCAGUAUGAUGCCCAUCCCCUACUACCGGGAAUGGAGGAGGCUACGGUGCUCUGUGAGCAUUCACCCAGUAGUGGCUGUCUGUAUUUGACGGGUACAGCAAUCCUCUGUGCAUGACCUGAGUACGAGCAUUUGGAGCGGAAGGAAUCCAAGACUGGAGCCCACACAGCUCUUGUGUCCAUAUGCAGCAGUGCAGGCCAGGCAAGGGUCUUGUUCCUUCGUCAGAAGGCUUUACUCUCCUCUUUAAUUUUGCACCACAGCUCCCAAGGGACAUUAGGGUGGAGGAAGGGGGCAAUACGCUCUUAAAAGUAUGAGAGACUCCAGUUCAGAUUCACUGCUCAAUACCACAGGGAAGAGUCACAGCAAUAUUUUUACCAGGCUUACCUAGUUAGUGCCCGGCUGCUCUGGUCGUCAGAAACUCUUGUGUUAUGAUGGGGCAUCAGUGAAAGAGGACGAGACCUGAGCCAGACCACAGGCAGAUGAACAUCACGGCAUGUCAGCUUCAUUGCUUUUUGCCCUAAUUUCCUACAAAGUUGUGUUACUUUUUCUUAGUGGGUUGCUGGACUCCUCCUUCCUUGAAGGAUGGGCAGCCAGAAGCAACCUGGGAAAGACUUGGGCUUCAUGGCCGCGAUUCUGCCGUGAGGAGGAGGUUGCUGAAUCUGGGCUAUGAUACAAUACUGGACUCUGCUCACCUGAUGCAGAACUGGUGAUCUCCCUCCAUUCAAAGGGAUGAUGAGAGAGGAAGGUGGCUUCGGGGGAGUAAAGCAAGUCAGAAAACAGAGCUUAAACCUGGUGCACAGCAGGGGGAGGCAGAGCUUGGGAUUUAAUUGGCUGGAAAUAAUUCGAAUGGGAUCCUAUCCUGCCUAGUAGAAGUGUUUCAUUAGCUCUUAGUAAUCACCAGGAAGAUUGCCACGUAUCUGCCUAGCUCUGGGAGUUUUCCAAGGGAUCAUAGGGGUGGUCUCCAAAAAUCCCCCUGGCUGGUGCAUUCAUCUCCUAAGCGAUUUAGGAAAGUCCUCCAGGGAGUGUUCAUUGUUACAGCCUGUAACAGUGAAUACCUUGCUGGGAGCUGCUGUUCUAGGAAUUUAGGGCUGGUGUUUUCCCAAAGUGCUCCAGUUGGCUGGAUGCUCUCUGAAGACACUGCUGCAGCUCCUGCUGGCUUGAGUGGAGCUAACACAGGUGCUUCUUGCAGUGCUGCCUGUCUCUAAGCCCAGGGCCUCCUGGGCACCUGCAGGUGGGACAGUCCAUUCUGGUUUGUAGCUUCUUUUCCCCAGAAGGUCUUCUAGUGACUUGUGAGCAGCUGCCUUCGUCUACAGAGGAAAGGCACAUGCAUUUUCCACCUCCCUUGCUGAACCUCUGGCUCUGCACAGGGCGGGAUCCCCCAGGAGCGGUUAUGAGGGCCACAUAUUUGGCUCUGUUAAACAGAUCCAGAGUUGUCAGGGUGGCAGUGGUUCAGGCUGGAGCAGUCUCUGGCUCCUCCCAGGACCAUCCCCUGUGAGAGGCUCAGACCUGUGGCUCUUCCUGGUCAGCUUGGGUGAGAAUGCAGAACAGCAGCAGAUGGGUCCGAGCAGGUUUAAAGUUAGUGCUGAUGGUCUCUGGCUGUUAAUAGCUGUGCUGGUCCUUAAGGAUCAGCCAGGAACUGAUGGCACCUCUUGGCUUUCUGUGGAGGCUGUGCAGGCUUUGUGUCGCAGGGCUGUACCAGGACAGGCAGCGGAGCGAUGCCAGGUCCCCUGUGUCCCCACCACCCUUGGGGUGCGGGUCCAUGGGAGCUGCUCCCAGGCAGGACUGACUGCAGCGUCAGCAGGGAAUGGUAUCACACGUGUCACCUGAGUUUCAGCUCAACCCUGUGAGGUGGCCAGGAGCGGGUUCAGACAUCAGCUGUGUCUUCCCUCUCCAAAAUUGGCGUAGGCUUCCCAAGGGCACCUGCCUCUGGCUGCCCCUCUGCGGUUGUAAGAGACUAAACUAGGGACAAACUUGGAAAGGAGAAGGCGGAGAUUCCCCAGCCCCUCUAUUUAUUUGUAAGUUUAAUUGCUAUUUUUGCCUAUGUGGUGGUGUAUAAAGUACUUCACAAUAUUUGGUCUUACUGGCUUGGUUCUUUGGGGGAGAUUUUCAAGGGCGUUGGAGCAGUGAUGCACCCAUCUCCUGUUGUCGGUCAGGGACUGGUUCCUGUUUGUGCCUUCACUCUUUGGCAUCAGCCUUGCUCUUGUUUUGGUCUCUGAGAGCCGGUACAGGGGGCUCGGUUCUCCCUAGCCGCUCUCCUGCCUCGCACGUGCCGUGCUGGGUCCGCACCCGGAGCUGGGUCCGGAGCAUGCCUCAGAGCACUGCUGCAGGGUGGGGAGCAGGAGGUAGCCAUGCACAUGCUCAGCAUCCUGCCGAAGCCUUCAGCACGAGGGGAAGGACCAGCACCCUGGUUGUGAGACCAUCCCUCACAGCCAGCUGCGUUACCCCAACAGUUAGUGAUGCUUUUCUGCUAAGGCUGAGAUGUUACCCAGCAAAAAGUGUCUUUGAAAUGGAGACUGUUCCAUAUUUAGUGGGUUUUUUUCCUCUCUAACCCUCUAGACCAAAGGGAAAACAAAUCUGUCUUGGUUGGUGAUUUCAGCUUUAUCCCUCCUACAGCAGCCAGAGAGCUGGAGCGAGGGGCAGCACCACGCCGGUGCCGUACCAAACGAUGGGUGCCGAGUUGCCAGCCGAGGCUUUACAGCUCUUGCCUACCCCCAGCCACCAGCCGUUCCUCUGGCUUGCAGUAGAGAUGCAUGAGGGUUUCGUUAAAACAAAACAAUGCAAAUGACACGGUAAAAGUCUUAACAAAAAUUCCAGUACUCCGUUGUUCGGCAGCUUUCGCAGCUCAACGCUAUCUUGUAGGGAGUUAUUAAUACACUAAGUUCCUAUAGGCCUCAUGUAAGUUACCAGAAUGAAGAUGAUACUAGAUGUAUAAAUGGAUGAUAACCUUUUACCCGUACAGUAUGUAUUACAAUUUUGUAGCUUAGUCAUUUUUUGGCUAUUGGAUUUUGUUAGUAUGAUAUAAAAAAAAAAAAAGACAAAAAAAAGUUUGACUGCUAAUGUCUAUUUUGUUAUUUGAUUCAUUUUAUUUCUUCCUCUGUACAAAAGCUGUACAAAUCUCAGUCUGUGUAACUACUACAGAUCUGUAUUCAUGUACCAUCCACCCCUGUCCUGGCUUGCUGGUGUGGUGAGCUCGUUACUAAACAAUAAAAUCUGUGGCUGAA
Phalacrocorax carbo (great cormorant) is the source of this 7740-nucleotide messenger RNA. The record is from RefSeq and is a predicted model, not a curated record. NCBI's taxonomy places the organism in Eukaryota, Metazoa, Chordata, Aves, Suliformes, Phalacrocoracidae.